AAGCCAGCUAAAAUCAUGUCACAAUUUCACAUAUUUUGUGAUUAUUAGAGUUUGCAGGCAGAGAAAAAACAAAGGCAGUAUGAUGCGGUUUCUCGUUUUAUAUUAAGUUCAUAUGGUUUAAUAGAGUUGUUCGCUUUAUGUUUAAUUUACAUUUAGUUAUGGUUUAACUUUUUCGCUACAACAAGCUUCUGGUAGCGACUUUCAAAUAAAUGAAAAGACAUGCAAAAAAAUCUGAUUGACUUUUGCGUCAUAAUUGGUGCAAAUAAAGACACAAAUUUAGAGAAAGUCCCUUGUGAAAACCCUGGUGAAUAUGGUCCAUAUAAACAGAAUGUAUUGGCUGUGCUUUCAGCAAAUGAAGCUUAUUUUCCCGAAUUUUAUAAUAAGAUUGAUGGUCAUCCUUAUUACAAAUCUAAUGAAGUGAUAUGUCCAAAAUUGCACCAUGAUGAUGCAAAGUCAUCAAAUUAUCAAAAUUGUAGUACUGAAGUUCUUUUAUUUACCAAAGAAGUGGCGAGUAAUCUAGUCUCGUUUUGUUUUCCUUCAGGAGGGUAUGGAUAUAAAGUGUCACAACCUGUUCAUGUUUCAUCUUUGGUGCUGACAAAUAUGGGUGGUUCUCGGUCGUAUGCAGUUUAUUUAACUUGCACUCGAGAGUAUAUAGCUAUAUCUGAUUCUUUCUGCGAAAAAAUUUUAUGUACUAAAUCAUCCGAUUCAGAAAAUUUUCCAUUGCAUAUACCUUUAUGUUUUUGUUUAGUUUCAUCUUUUCCUUAUUUUAAUACUAUGAAAGAUUGUCUUUCAACAUUAGUACCAUUUUUAAAAAAAAGUGAAGAAGAACUGUUAAGUGCAGUAAUGAAUCUCGCGUUUUGUUUAUUGACUACUCCAGUACCACCUCCAGGUCCUUUGUCAGUUCAACUAUCUCUUUUUGGAAUAGAACAUAUUGUUCACCCAGCUGAUGAAGCGAUUUUUCGAGUGAUAGAUAUUGACCUUCGACUUCCUUUAUUUAUUUUGAGUGCUGAAGAUGUUGCCAAAAUUAUUGCUUGUUUAUUUACUCAACAAAGUAUUAUAUUUAUGGCUAAAGAAUAUUCUUUACUGACAAUGGUUAUUGAGGCAUUUUUAACAUAUAUUGAUCCCUUCAAAUGGCUAUUUACAUAUAUUCCUGCAUUACCAGCUGCACAUGCUGAUUAUAUUGAAGCACCAGGCAGUUUUAUUAUUGGUUUACACUCUUCAUUACACUCUCAAGUUAAGCAUGUUCGAAAAGAUCCUAAUUCAGGAAUUGUUUUGGUGGAUUUGGAUAAAGGUGUUGUUGAUAUUAGUUCUAACAUUAAUGUUCCCUCAAUGCCAGACUUUGUUAUGCAAACACUUGUUAUGAAACUAAAAAACUGUUCUUUAGUAUUUGAAAUGAGUAUUGUUUCUUCACCAAGUUUAUUUUCAUUUGAAGAAAUUAAAAAACAAAAAAACAGAUUUUUGGACAAAAUUAAUUCUGAUAUUAAAGAAAUAUUUUUUUAUAUGUUAGUUAAUUUGUUUGGAGAUGUAUACAAUUAUAUAAAUGACCAGUUUUUUGACAAGGAUGCAUAUUUGCAAUGUAAACCUGAAGAUGAGAAAGCUUUUUAUAAAGAAGUCAUUAAUUCAGAUUCUUUUUCUAUUUUUAUUGGUGAUCGAAUCAAGCAUAGAGAUUGUAGAGAUUCAUUUUUAUUAUUAAGUGAGCGGCUUCUUUCUCGAAAAACUAGCACACAUUUUCGUAAUAGAUCAUCUGGAACUUAUACAAAGUCUCGCAGCACCAAUCCAACUGAAAACCAGUCUAUUUCAUUAAACUCUGUAACUGAGGAAACAGUUAUAUACAAAAUGCCCACAAAACAUAUUGAAAGUUUAUCAACAGGCAGAUAUUACAAAUGUCAUUACAAACAACUAACUUCUUUACUUCAAGGAUCUAAUAGCCUAUCUAAUUCUCUAAAAGCCAGUUAUCUAUAUUUACGAGGUUUUGCUCAGAUAUUUUCUGGUCUUAAAAUAGAAGGUUUGCGUGAUCUAUAUUCUCUUAACUCAUUGUCUCCAGAUCUCUUUCCUGCUGAGAAUAUUUUUGAGGUUAUUAAUAAUCUUAAUCCUUUCCAGAUUGAACAAAUAAAAAAAGAACCCUUUUAUAAAGAAACAGCAAUUUUAAGAACAAUAUCUGGUAACAGUAUGAAUGCAAGAAUUGAUAUGCAAAUGUUCAGUUCAAGUUUAAAGUUAGAUAAAGAAGAAUUUUUACGGCGAAUGGCAACUUUAAAAAUAACAGAUGAAACUGCUAUGUGGUUAUUCCAAGUGUUAUUGAGUGAGCGCAAAGAAAAUACUGACUGUAUACAGCCUGAUCAGUUUAGUUCAUUUUACAAGAUGUGGACAUAUAUGAUGCAGGAAAGUCGAGAAGUUUCUGGAGUCAAGAUUGAUGUUGCAGAUCGUAUACUAAAAGUUUCUGCAGAAAUUAAUACUAGUAAAGGAAUGGGUCGAAUUGUUCUCACUACAAAACAACUGCUGUUUGUACAACUUGGUGCGAGAGAAUAUUCUGUUGUUGCACAUCUUUGUGAUAUAAAAGAAAUUUCAAAGUAUCAACAGUUUUCAAUAAUUUUUACUGGAAUUCAAGCAUUAAAGAUCAUAAACUCUGACCAAAGCAUUCCUCCAUUUAAUGCCAGUUUAAAAGAAGAUAGAAAUGUAUGGUUUGUUUUGCUUUCCGAAAUGGUUGCUGGUAACAAAGCUUCACUUGCUUUAAGUGAUCCGAUGAUGGUGGAUGAAGCUGCAAACAAUGUUUUUAUUGCACAGGCAUUAUUAGCAAUAGGAUUCCCCUUGUCAAUAGUUGCUGGUGUUUGCAGAUUGUCUAAGCGCAAGAAGGGCGAGAUAGGAAGCUUAUCUGAUGAAACUCGAGAAUCAUUGCAUAUAAGACUAUAUCCCUGUGAAGGGCAACGCGCAACAGUUAUGAGUAUUACCUAUGUCCCUGCAAAUACUGAAUUUUCAAGCACAAUAUGGUGUGGAAUGGGAUCUGGGGUUAUUGUUGUUUAUGAAACUGAAAAAUGGGAACACUUAUUCGAACUCAGAUCAGCCAAAAGUCGUAUAAGUUGUCUUAGAUAUGUUGCUAUAAAUCAAGUUUGGGCUGGAUCAUUUGAUUCAGUCAUUUAUGUUAUUAAUACAGUUACUACCAAGCUUGAACAAAAGCUUCAAAGUCAUUGCAGAUCAGUUUCUGAUAUUGCAGUUGACGACUCUCCGGAUACUUAUUCCCUUAUAUGGAGUUCGGGUUUUGACGGACAAGUCUUUUGCUGGCAUUCUGAAACACGAAAGUGUGUCACUUCUUUUAACUUGAAAGGCGUGCGAACACUAAAUCAGAUCAUACCUACCAACGAUGGUAGGUUGUGGUGCAUUACACUAGACAAAAUAAUUGUAGUCGAUGUAUUAUCUGAUGAAUGCCCAGUUUUGAAAUAUUUGUCUGUACCGAAUAGGACAGAACCAGUGCAUUUUUCUUGUUCCAUGAAGUUUAAUGAUAAAGAAAUAUGGGUUGGAUGUAAGUCAGAGGUGCGAUUAGUAAUUUGGAAUACAAAAACUUUUACAUGUGAGCAAGUUGAAUUAGAAUCGCGUAUUCAAAUCUGCAGUAUGCUUUUUGCUGGAGGAAGUGUUUGGGUAGGCAAUAAAGACGGAAAGAUUUUUGUCAUGUGCCCAAUAACCAAAAAAAUCAUUCUUGAGCUUAACGCGCACACUGACAAUGUUAAAAGCAUUUGCGAGACACGAGAAGGAAAUGUAGUAACUGGUUCUUCUUCUAAAGAUGGCCAACUUUGUGUAUGGAACACAUUACUUGGAUAUGAGGUUAUUGACGGAAAACGGAUAUAUCGAAAAAUGACCGUGUCUAAUUUUAUUUCGACUUUUGAAUUAGUGGAUAAUUUUUUCGAACUUUAAUAUUAUUUUUAUAAAACGUCUGUAUUUUUUUAUUAAACAUUUCGACAACUUUUUUUGUUAUUAAACAACUUUUUGAAAUAUUUUGUUACAUAUUUUUUUACCUUUUAAAUUUUUUUUUAGAUUUUUAAACAGAAUUAGUAUUUGAAAUUUUUUGGAAAUUAAAAUUAUGUAAACUAUAAAUCGAAUUUUAAGCAGAACAUUUUACUAUGAACGUAAAAAUACAGGCUUCAUUCGCUUUGCGCACAUGUUUUCUUACUACUGAAUUUAAUUUAAAUUGGUGAAGAAAAGAGUUUAUUUAAAUAAAUUUAGACAACAAAUUUUGUUACUGUUGUUGUAUCAUUACAUCCUUUUGUUUUUCUGUUGUUAAAUCAAUAUGACAUAAGUGUGAAACAUAAUGUAUGAUGUAAAUAUGAAACAUAUUGACAUGAUAUAGGUAUGAAAUAUAGUUUUUUUUAUUAUUAUUAUUAGAUAUUUAAAUGCUUCAAAAAGUCCUAACGGUCUUAUCACAGAAUACCGCGCAAUAGCGUUUAACUAGGAAGUUCAUGUCUCCUUUGAUGUCACCAAUGUUGCAUACACUCUCAUGUCACCAAUGAUGCAUAUAUGACCAGAGCCAGUUUUAAGCCACGGACCUCUAGUUAUGAAGCCAGAACUCUAACCACUACUAUUUAUUUAUCUUAAGAAGAAAAUCUCCUGGAGCAGAACAUGAGUACAAGUUCUGUCAUUAACAGCUAAGGUUUAUUUUGCUAUUGUUAUUUACAAUAUUAAUGUUUAUUGUUAUAUGCUAACCCUGUUCUAAAAAAACUUUGAUUUUUAUGAAAUACUGUUGAAUCUUCGAAAUUAUUUAUUCGAUUGGCAACUCUGUUGGCGAAAAUGCUCUGUCUUCAAACGCAAUCUUUAACAGUUUCACGACGUAAGUGUUUACGAUGUGAAAUAUAGACAUUUUACAUGGUAAACUUGUUGAACAAUAAAUUAUGGUUGAGCUAGUGAACAUUAUCUUAAUUAUUUUAAACUUUUUAUUGCACAAAAAUAUAUGUGUGAUCUGUUUGGGCUGCAACUGCUAAUAUAGUUUUUCUUGUUAUCUCAGUGUUUCUUGUCUGCUAAUACAGUGUUUCUAAUUAUAGAACUAUAACCGUAGUUUGAUUAUUUCUUUAGGUUAAAUUAUUUAAUGAUUAAAAUUUUGGUUUUAUUGUAUGUGUAUAUAUAUAAUUUUCACUGUUUUAUUAUCUUUAAUGUUUAUUAGUUAUUUAGUAAUUAGUAGUUAAAUUACACGGAAGGGACCCCUCAGCCUAUCAACAGCUAGCUGGGCAAGCAAGUGGGUGAUUACACGAAAGAUGGUGUGCUGUGUUAAUUAUAGUUGUAGUUGAUCAACUUUAGUUUUAAAGCAGUCAACAUUGGUAGCACUGACAACUUCGUUUAGUAGUGCCUUCCAUGGGUAAGCAAAGCGGUUGUUAAAAAAGUUGAAACAAACGAGGCAAUAGUUCUCAAUUUAAGGAUGAAAAUGCUUGCGACAACCGCAGCUUGAUGAAGUGUUAAGAGGAGCAAUGGAGAAUUUAAUGUAUCCUAUUUUGCAAUUAAAGCACUUCAUUUUGUGUGAUAACUUGACAACCCGAUGCUUGAAGAUGCUAAUUAUUUUAUAUUUUUUUUACAAUUAUUACGGUUUAUGAUGUACGGUUUAUUACAAUUAUACGGUUUAUUGCAAUUAUUAUGUAUAGUUAAAAUGUAGUCGGCAUAUUAAAUUAAUUUAUCAAAUUUUAAAAAGUCAUUCUAAGUA
Hydra vulgaris (swiftwater hydra) is the source of this 5674-nucleotide messenger RNA. RefSeq names its product DENN domain-containing protein 3. NCBI's taxonomy places the organism in Eukaryota, Metazoa, Cnidaria, Hydrozoa, Anthoathecata, Hydridae. Gene Ontology annotation, cellular component: cytoplasmic vesicle. The record is from RefSeq and is a predicted model, not a curated record. Gene Ontology annotation, molecular function: protein binding. Gene Ontology annotation, biological process: regulation of Rab protein signal transduction.